This is a messenger RNA of Cinclus cinclus, 1788 nucleotides long. RefSeq names its product sodium/glucose cotransporter 2-like. Gene Ontology annotation, biological process: sodium ion transport; transmembrane transport. The record is from RefSeq and is a predicted model, not a curated record. Gene Ontology annotation, cellular component: plasma membrane. NCBI's taxonomy places the organism in Eukaryota, Metazoa, Chordata, Aves, Passeriformes, Cinclidae. Gene Ontology annotation, molecular function: D-glucose:sodium symporter activity. The coding region runs from base 40 to 1788 and encodes 582 amino acids. The transcript has 15 exons.
UGGGAUUUGGGGGUGAUCGGGGGCUACUUCCUGCUCGUCAUGGCCGUGGGGAUCUGGUCCAUGCGCAGGCGCUCCGGCCGUUCUCUCUCCGGGUAUUUCCUGGCCGGACGCAGCAUGAGCUGGGCCCCGGUCGGGGCGUCGCUCUUUGCCAGCAACAUCGGCUCGGGGCACUUCGUGGGGCUGGCGGGGACGGGCGCGGCCGGCGGCAUCGCCGUGGGAGGCUUCGAGUGGAGCGGCAUGUUCAUUGUGCUGCUGCUGGGCUGGGUGUUCGUCCCCAUUUACCUGAGAGCUGGGGUGAGCACCAUGCCCGAGUACCUGGGCCGGCGAUUCGGGGGGAGGAGGAUCCGGCUCUACCUGGCCCUGCUGUCCCUGGGGCUCUACAUCAGCACCAAGAUCUCGGUGGAUAUGUACUCGGGGGCUCUGUUCAUCCGCGAGGCACUGGGCUGGGACCUGUACGGCUCGGUGGGGGCGCUGCUGGGCAUCACCGCCCUCUACACCGUCACUGGUGGGCUGACGGCGCUGAUGUUCGCUGACCUGGUGCAGACCUUGAUCAUCAUCGCGGGAGCCUCGGUGCUGGCCGGCUACGCCCUGGGCGCUGUGGGUGGCUAUCAGGGCCUGCAGGAGCGCUACCCGCUGGCCGCGUCCCCCAACGCCUCAGGGCCCUGCGGGCGACCCCGGCCCGACGCCUUCCACCUGCUCAGGGACCCGGACACCGGGGACCUGCCCUGGCCUGGACUGGUGCUGGGACUGGGAAUCAUCUCGGCCUGGUACUGGUGUACCGACCAGGUGAUCGUGCAGCGCUGCCUGGCCGGCCGCUCCCUCACCCACGUCCGUGCCGGCUGCGUCGUCUGCGGCUACCUCAAGGUGCUGCCCAUGUUCCUGAUGGUGCUGCCCGGCAUGGCCGCCCGUGUCCUCUUCCCGGAUGUCGUGGGCUGUGCUGACCCCCAGGGCUGCUCCCGGGCCUGCGGCUCCGCCCUGGGCUGCUCCAACGUGGCGUACCCGAGACUGGUGCUGGGCCUGCUGCCCCACGGGCUGCGGGGGCUGAUGCUGGCCGUGGUGCUGGCCGCGCUGAUGUCGUCGCUCGCCUCCAUCUUCGCCAGCUCGGGGGCGCUGUUCACGCUGGACGUGUACCGGAAACUGCGGGGAGGGGCGGGGCCCAGAGAGCUCCUGCUGGCCGGAAGGCUGUGGGUGCUGGCCAUGGUGGGGCUGAGCCUGGCCUGGCUGCCGGUGGUGGAGGCGGCGCGCGGGGGGCAGCUCUUCGAUUACAUGCAGGCCCUGGCCUCGUACCUGGCCCCGCCCGUGGCCGCCGUCUUCUUCCUGGCCGUGUUCGUGCCGCGCGUCAACGAGCCCGGCGCGUUCUGGGGCCUGCUGGGGGGUUUGGGGCUGGGCCUGGCCCGGCUGAUUCCCGAAUUCCUUUUGGGAUCGGGGUCCUGUGGGACCCCCGGGCGCUGCCCCGAGCUGCUCUGUGGCCUCCAUUACCUGCACUUCGCCGUCCUGCUCUUCCUGCUCACCUGUGCCAUCGUCCUGGGCGUGUCCUGGUGCCACCCGCCCAUCCCCAAAGUUCACCUGCACAGGUUGGUGUUCAGCCUCCGGAACAGCCGCGAGCCCCGAAUCGACCUCGAGGAAGUGGGCGCGGCACAGGAAGAGGAAGCUACUUCCGGUGUGGGCGUGGCACCGGAAGUGGGCGUGGGUCCUCCCCCCGAGGACCCCAAAUGGAGCCGAUUGGUCGACAUCAAUGCGCUGGUGCUGAUGGGCGUGGCCUCUUUCCUCUGGGGAUAUUUUGCCUGA